Euleptes europaea (tarantolino) is the source of this 2499-nucleotide messenger RNA. It is a transcript of the gene PRKD2, whose product is annotated as protein kinase D2. NCBI's taxonomy places the organism in Eukaryota, Metazoa, Chordata, Lepidosauria, Squamata, Sphaerodactylidae. The coding region runs from base 340 to 2499 and encodes 719 amino acids. Gene Ontology annotation, molecular function: ATP binding; protein serine/threonine kinase activity. The record is from RefSeq and is a predicted model, not a curated record. Gene Ontology annotation, biological process: protein phosphorylation. The transcript is spliced from 18 exons.
GUCUCCUUCCAGCUGCAGAUCGGGCUGACCCGCGAGUCCGUCCUGCUGCCCGCCGCCUCCGACGUGGCCCACGUCAAGCAGCUGGCCUGCUCCAUCGUCGACCAGAAGUUUCCAGAGUGCGGCUUCUACGGUCUCUAUGACAAGAUUCUUCUCUUCAAACAUGACCCUUCCUCUGCCAACAUCCUACAGUUGGUCCGAGCGGCCGGUGACAUCCAAGAGGGGGACCUGGUGGAGGUCGUCCUUUCAGCCUCUGCCACUUUCGAGGACUUCCAGAUCCGCCCUCACGCCCUCAACGUGCAUUCGUACCGGGCCCCAGCCUUCUGCGACCACUGCGGGGAGAUGCUGUUUGGCCUGGUUCGCCAGGGCCUGAAGUGUGAUGGGUGCGGCCUGAACUACCACAAACGCUGCGCCUUCCGCAUCCCCAACAACUGCAGCGGUGCUCGCAAGAGGCGUCUGUCUUCCACCUCGCUGGUCAACUCCCAGUCCCUGCGCCUCUCGAUCACGGAGUCCCUGCCUUGUGCUCCCGAUGAGCUGAGCCGGAGUACAACCGAGCUCCUCCCUCGCCGGCUGACUUCCUCCACGUACAUCGGCCGCCCCAUCGAACUGGACAAGCUUUUCUUGACGAAGGUCAAAGUGCCCCACACCUUCCUCAUCCACUCUUACACUCGCCCCACCGUCUGCCAGUACUGCAAGAAACUGCUCAAGGGUCUCUUCCGCCAGGGACUCCAAUGCAAAGAUUGCAAAUUCAACUGCCAUAAACGUUGUGCUACUCGGGUGCCAAAUGACUGCCUUGGGGAGACGCAAUUUAAUGGCAGCGAUGUGCAGAUGGAAGACGUCAGCGACCUCAGCGAGGCUGACAAGAACUCCCUCAUGGAUGAAUCAGAUGACUCCGGGAUCAUCCCCGGUUCCCACUCGGAGAAUGAGCUCCGAGUGGAUGAAGACCCUGAUUCCAUCAGUAAAUCACAGGGGUCCGUGGGGUACAUCCCCUUGAUGCGAGUGGUGCAGUCGGUCCGGCAGACAACCCGAAAAUCGAGCACGGCUCUGAAGGAAGGCUGGGUGGUCCAUUUCAGCAACAAGGACACCUUGCGGAAGCGCCACUACUGGAGGCUGGAUAGCAAAUGCCUGACCCUCUUUCAAAAUAAUACCAGCAGCCGCUACUACAAGGAGAUCCCCCUGUCAGAGAUCUUGGCUGUGGAGCCAGCCCAGGAUUUCUCCCUGGUGCCUUCGGGGGCCAACCCUCACUGCUUCGAAAUUAUCACAGCCAAAGCCACGUACUACGUCGGCGAAAACGGCGCCAACAGCAGCGGCCAACAGCAUGGCGGAGAUGGCCAGGAGAAUGCGAAGGCUUGGGAGAGCGCCAUUCGCCAGGCCUUCAUGCCCGUCAUCCUUCAGAGUGCCCCCAGUGCCAAAGGGCAGGCACCCCACAGACAAGCGUCACUGCGAAUCUCUGUUUCCAACAGCCAGAUCCAGGAAAAUGUGGAUAUCGCCACUGUGUACCAGAUCUUCCCCGAUGAGGUCUUAGGCUCCGGCCAGUUUGGUGUUGUUUAUGGAGGGAAACACCGGAAGACCGGACGGGAUGUGGCCGUGAAAGUGAUUGACAAGCUCCGUUUCCCGACCAAGCAAGAAAGCCAGCUGCGCAAUGAAGUGGCCAUCUUGCAGAGUUUGAGACACGCUGGGAUUGUGAACCUCGAGUGCAUGUUUGAGACCCCGGAGAAAGUGUUCGUUGUGAUGGAGAAGCUUCAUGGGGACAUGCUGGAAAUGAUUCUGUCUUCGGAGAAGGGCCGGCUGCCUGAGAGACUCACCAAGUUUCUUAUCACACAGAUCCUGGUGGCACUGCGGCAUCUGCAUUUCAAAAACAUUGUGCACUGUGACCUCAAGCCGGAAAAUGUCCUCCUGGCCUCAGCCGAGCCGUUUCCCCAGGUGAAGCUGUGUGACUUUGGCUUUGCCCGCAUCAUUGGCGAGAAGUCUUUCCGACGUUCCGUAGUGGGCACCCCAGCUUACCUAGCACCUGAGGUUUUGCUCAACCAGGGCUACAACCGCUCUCUAGACAUGUGGUCGGUGGGCGUCAUCAUGUACGUUAGCUUGAGCGGCACUUUCCCUUUCAACGAAGACGAGGAUAUCAAUGACCAGAUCCAGAACGCUGCCUUCAUGUACCCGCCUAACCCUUGGCGCCAGAUCUCAGUUGGAGCCAUUGAUCUGAUCAAUAACCUGCUGCAGGUGAAAAUGAGGAAACGCUACAGUGUGGAUAAAUCCCUCAGCCACUCUUGGCUACAGGACUACCAAACGUGGCUGGACCUCCGAGAACUAGAGAGCAGGAUGGCCGAGCGCUACAUCACCCACGAGAGCGACGACGCCCGCUGGGAACAGUUUGCGGCGGAGCACGGCCUGCCGUACCCCGACCAUCUGCGAGUUCGCCGGCUGGACGAAGAGGAAGAGGAGGGCGAGCCGCAGCAAGAGGUGGAGAUGAAGGGCUUAGCCGAGCGGGUCAGCGUGCUCUGA